AUGAUGGCCUCCGCACCCGCUCAAACGUUCCAGGGCUGGGUCGCCCACGACCCCUCUGCCGCCCAGGGCAACAUGAAAUGGGGCGACUUCGAGCCCAAGCCUUUUGAGGAGACCGACAUUGAGAUGGAGAUCACCCACUGCGGUGUCUGCGGUAGCGAUUUGCACACUCUGUCUAGCGGCUGGGGACCCUCAGACUACCCCCUCGUCGUCGGUCACGAGAUCAUCGGCAAGGUGUCCCGCGUCGGAAGCAAGGUCACAGACAUCAAGCAGGGUGACCGGGUCGGCAUUGGCGCGCAGAGCAACAGCUGCUUGGACUGCAAGCGCUGCGAGAACGGCCAAGAGACGCAGUGCAAAAAGAGCACCUCGACCUACAACUCCCGCUACCACACUGAGAAGGGCGGCAAGGCCUUCGGUGGUUACGCAAAGAUGUGGCGUGGACCUGGUGCCUACGCAGUCCCUAUCCCAGAAUCCAUUCCCUCUGAAAUCGCCGCACCCAUGUUGUGCGGUGGUGUCACCGUAUACAACCCCUUGGUUGCCAACGGCGCCGGCCCUGGAAAGCGCGUCGGUGUCAUCGGUAUUGGUGGUCUCGGUCACUUCGCCCUCCUCUUCGCAAAGGCGUUGAAGUGCGACAAGGUCGUUGCCAUCUCGCGCUCGUCCAGCAAGAAGGAGGACGCCCUCAAGCUUGGUGCUGACGAGUUCAUUGCUACCGGCGAGGACGAGAAUUGGUCCGCCAACAACACCGACUGUGUCGACAUCCUCAUUUCCACCGUCUCCGGAUCUGGCUUCCAGGUUGACAAGUAUCUAAACCUGCUAGAUGUUGGUGGCAUCCUCGUCCAGGUCGGCGCCCCCGAGGACCCGCUCCCAUCGUUCAAGGUGUUCUCGCUCAUUCUCAAGAACCUGAAGCUCGGCGGUAGCUUGAUCGGCACCAGACAGCACAUCAAGGACAUGUUCGCAUUGGCGGCGAAGCAGGAUGUUAAGUCUUGGGUCCAGGUCAGGCCGAUGAGCGACGCCAACCAGGUCCUCAUCGACUUCGAGGAUGGCAAGCCCAGAUACCGCUAUGUGUUGCAGAACUAA
Molecule: messenger RNA, 1074 nt
Organism: Didymosphaeria variabile
Lineage: Eukaryota; Fungi; Ascomycota; Dothideomycetes; Pleosporales; Didymosphaeriaceae
Exons: 1
Coding region: 1-1074 (357 amino acids)
Biological process (GO): alcohol metabolic process
Molecular function (GO): zinc ion binding; alcohol dehydrogenase (NADP+) activity
Source: RefSeq, a predicted model, not a curated record